AUGUCCACUACCUCAUCCACCUCCCCGACUUUGCCAUACCGCAUCUCUACGCAAACCCAGCAACAGCCACCUCACUCAGACUCGCCGAACCAUACCAUGCUUUCCCAUCACAAGUCCACUCCGCAUAGUGCCGACCAGUACAUACAGACCGUGCCGAUCGCCAAUACCACCCAUCAUCCAAUGUAUAACAGCAUGAACAAUAUUCAUCUCGCUUCCCCCGACUACACCUCCCUAUCUUCGAUGGAGCCUGAUGCUCUUAAUUUUCAAACUAAAGCAAACGGUUUUGCCCCGGCGCCGUUCAGGACGUCCACGUCCUUCAAUCCUUUCUCGUCCCCUGCUUUCGGUCCGCCCUCUGCGGAUACGUUCAACACCUCGAGCCCGCUUUCUCAGAUCCCCACAUCCCCGACCCAGCAAGCACCACAAUCGUACAGUUUUGAAGCUAUGCAUCACCUUGGGCGUGUACACGACUACGCCGUCCCUGGAUCCCAAUCCUCGACCAGUGGGGCGAUCAAUGGGAUCCCACAGUCCUUUGGUGGUUUGGACCCCUAUCGGCAGGGACUUGAUUCAGCAUCGCUCCAACAGAAUCAUCAGACGAAUCAGCAGGGACCCGGUGGCAUGCUGACCAGUACACAGGCAUCGCAGUUGUCUAUGCAACAUCAGGUCUCGCAGCAGUCCUACCAAGGGGCCUAUCCUAACGGGAUUUCCCACCUUGGGCACGGGCCCCAUACUGCGUUACAAUCACAGACGCAGUUUGGGCCCACAUUGCCUGCUGUCAGCGCAGGAUCCGGACCUAGCGCUGGCGCGCAGAGCACGGGCCUUGGGGGCGCUUCUGGGAUGAACCAUGUGAACGGUAGUGCGCAGAAUUCCCAGCCACAAGAGGAGAUAUCCACCAUCUUUGUUGUCGGCUUCCCCGAUGACAUGCAGGAGCGUGAGUUCCAAAACAUGUUCACGUUCUCACCCGGCUUCGAAGCUGCCACGCUAAAGAUUCCCAACAAAGAAUUCACUGCUUAUGGUGCGGGCACUCCGACCGUUGGUGGUCGUCUCCCGUACCCAGGAUCUAACGAUCCAUACAACCUCGUCACUGUCAAUCAAGGCGGGGUCGUAGUAGAUGGUGGAAGAGACGGUACCACAACGUCGUGGCCGGCGGCAGCACCCCUGCAGCCGAAUGACGACGGCCACUACCUUCAAUCCAACGUCCCCGCGCAGACCACCCGUAAGCAGAUCAUUGGGUUUGCUAAGUUUCGCUCGCGGCAGGAGGCUAUCGAUGCACGCGAUACCCUUCAGGGUCGACGGGUUGAUAUUGAGCGCGGUGCAGUACUGAAGGCAGAGAUGGCCAAGAAGAAUUUGCACACGAAGCGGGGGCCUGGCGUUGGCCCUCUCGGCAUUCCCCUUGGUUCGCUGGUUAACGGUCAAUCUGGCCCGGGGCAGGCAGAGUCUUUGUCUGGUAUCGCGGGUCUUAAUGGUAUAGCUGGCAUCGGCCCGAACUCCGGGACCACUGGUAAUGGCGAGCCCUUCGCUCAGAGGGACAGGGAGUUAGGUGUUCUGGGUGCUAUGGGGAUCGCGUUGAACCAGCGCAGGAUGAUGGACGGGAGAGAGGACGAAGAACGCUCGAGACGUCCGGACGUCGGAGUGGUCGGCCUUGGCGCUCUCGGUACCCGUGGAGCCAGGGAACGAGCUGAGGAAGACGAACGCGAACGUGAGCGCAAACGCAAGGAGAGGGAGGCGUUGCGGUUGAGACAGAACUCGUUUGCCUUUGAGGCUUUCCACUCUGUUCCGCAACAGAUGGUACGUCAAGGCGCGAAUUCCCUGUUGUCCGUCGAGAGUGGUCACUUGCUCAGCGGAACGGGUUUGCCAUCCCCACAGUCGACACACAGCGUUCCUCCGCAGCCGGAGGGUUUCAAUGGUGCUCCUUGGGGUUCGCUGCGUGAUGUCAGCGCCAGUGCUGCUUUGAGGAAGAUGUCUAUGCUGGCUACGAACCUGCCUGCGCGUCCUUCGUCUCCCCUUUCACAGAUUUCCCCUGGCGCGGAUACGGCGACCAAUCCGCCGUCCGCUCCUGUGUCAGCGUCGUCCCAGAAUGGCAGCGCGAUGCCGGGUAGUCGUAGUGCCCCUUUCUCGCCUCAGUCCAGUUCCUCCUCACUCCCCAGUCACCCGUCGCUUCCGUCUCGUCCGCGGCCGUACUCACCUGGCAGCGAGCCACAGCCACAGCCAAGUAUAUUGGGACAGGUUCUGAUCAAUUCUUCGAUACCUACCUCUAGUGCGUCCAGCGUCAGUGGUUCUCAGAGUGGUAAUGAAGAGGAACUUUCCCGGUCUGUGGCUGCGCUAGCAGUGAGUACAGCCCAAGGCACGACGUCUCCUCAACUACCGUCUCCAUCCUCUGGAGCUAGUUCAGGCACAGGGAGGAAUUCCGGUGAUCAGAACCCACCUAUCAACACACUGUAUGUCGGGAAUUUGCCAACGUCUUCCACUGCUGGUGUGACAUCCCUCAACUUUCUCGAAGACCGCUUGAGGGACUUGUUCUCCAAAAGGCCGGGAUACCGCAAGCUCAUAUUCAGGCAGAAGAGCAAUGGUCCGAUGUGCUUUGUCGAGUUUGAGGACGUGAGCUUAGCCACGAAAGCCAUUAAUGAGCUAUCUGGUCAUACGCUAAACGGAUUGGUCAAGAGUGGUGGCAUACGGUUGUCGUACAGCAAGAACCCACUUGGCGUCCGAACUCCCACCAGUAGCACUAACGCCUCAAGCUUGCAGCAACAGCAGCAGCAGAUCAUCGCACACGGGCAGUCAUUUAUGGGUGACGUGUUCCCUCAAGACGCUGGACGAUCUUUACGCCGUGACAUGUCGGGCAUGACAUCGCCUACGACCUCUUAUCAUUAUACGACAUCACCUCCUCCUCCUCGAUUUGUUUCCCCCCCUCCGUCUGCUCCAUUUGUCACGCCGUUGUCGAGCUCGACGGCGUUUCCUAGAGCCAACCCGCAGGGGUAUGGUAUGACGUUGGGCGGCUCCAGCUCGUUCUCUCCUUUCGGCAUCUCCCCUUCUCGUUCAACGAUACCCGAUCAGCCCAGCGCUGAUGCCAACCACGAUUAUCUUCCCAAUCUCUCCUCUUCCGCAGCGAACAUAGAGGCCGGCCGUGUCGGCUGA
Molecule: messenger RNA, 3132 nt
Organism: Sparassis crispa
Lineage: Eukaryota; Fungi; Basidiomycota; Agaricomycetes; Polyporales; Sparassidaceae
Exons: 5
Coding region: 1-3132 (1043 amino acids)
Molecular function (GO): mRNA binding
Source: RefSeq, a predicted model, not a curated record